Molecule: messenger RNA, 508 nt
Organism: Phalacrocorax carbo (great cormorant)
Lineage: Eukaryota; Metazoa; Chordata; Aves; Suliformes; Phalacrocoracidae
Source: RefSeq, a predicted model, not a curated record
AGCAACAUCCUGCAGACAAGGCUCAGUGGGGCCUUUGCUUUUUGAGGUAAAGCUCAAAGAAGAUGAUCUCUCCAGCCUCUCGUGACUAGGAGAGCUGUCUCUCUGCAAGCUGCAAGGCAGUUUUGGAGCUGAGAUCCCAGCAGUGCUGUCAGCAAGUGAGAGCCCUGGGGCAUUUAGUACACCCCAGGGUACCAAGUGGGUUAAGUGCCUGGUCCCAUAGCCCUGCCCCAGGAGGAGAUGGCCACCGAGAAGCCAGUGACUCCCACUGAGGAGCAGCUGGAGAUCCUGGAGUACAACUUCUGCAAGGUGAACAAGCAUCCUGACCCCACCACGCUGUGCCUCAUCGCAGCUGAGACCGGACUCUCUGAGGAGCAAACCCUGAAAUGGUUCAAGCAGCGCCUGGCAGAGUGGAGGAAGUCUGAAGGGCUGCCCUCAGAAAGCGGGUCUGUCAGGGACUAGAGGAUGCUUCUCUGAUCCCCAUGCCUGCUGUAAAUGAUGGUUAAGCUCU